AUGGCGGCCGCCGGUUGCUAUGGCGACGCCGCACGCCGCCGCCAGUUUCCAACAUGGCGCGCCGCCGGGCAGCGGCCCCGCCCUCCCGUCUCCGCCAAUCAGCGCGCGCGGCUGCCGGGAGCGAGCCGCCAUAGGGCGCGGCGCGCACGUGACCGGAAGUCCGCUCUGGCCGGGCGUCUCGCUGCUCCGGGCGGCCGCGGGGCUCGGAGGGGAUUUGGAGGAUUUUUGGGGGAUUUGGGGUUUUUGGGGGUCCCGUGCGGUUUUGGGGACCCUUCGCUCCCCCCUUCGGCUCCCCCCGGAGCGGCGCCGCCGCCGCGGGCGCGCCCCGCCAUGGCGCAGGGCCGGGGGGUGAACAGCCUGCGCUUCAACCAGGACCAGAGCUGUUUCUGCUCCCAAAAUCCCUGCUGGGUUCCCAUUUCGGGGUGCCAGUUUGGGGUGCCCGUUUUGGGGCACCCAUUUUGGGGUUCCCAUCUCGGGGUUCCCAAUUCCGGGGUGCCCAUUCCGGGGUGCCCAUUCCGGGGUGCCCAUUUUGGGGUGCCCAAUUUCGGGGUGCCCAUUCCGGGUGCCAUUUUUGGGGUGCCCAUUUUGGGGUUCCCAUCUCGGGGUGCCCAAUUUCGGGGUGCCCAUUCCGGGUGCCAUUUUCGGGGUGCCCAUUCCGGGUGCCAUUUUUGGGGUGCCCAUUUUGGGGUUCCCAUCUUGGGGUGCCCAUCUCGGGGUGCCCAUUCCGGGUGCCAUUUUCGGGGUGCCCCCGUGCCCGCAGUGCUGAUCUGGGACGACGCCCGCGAGGGGAAGGAGAAGCUCGUGCUGGAGUUCAGCUUCCCCCGGCCCGUGCUGGCCGUGCGCAUGCGGCACGACCGGCUGGUGGUGGCCCUCCAGAGCCGCCUCUACGUCUUCUCCUUCCCCCACCGCCCCACGAAGCUCUUCGAGUUCGACACCCGCGACAACCCCAAAGGGAUCGUGGAUCUCUGUCCCAGUUUGGAACGAGCCCUGCUGGUGUUCCCGGGGCACAAAUGCGGCAGCCUGCAGCUGGUGGACCUGGGCGCGGCGCAGCCCGGCUCCUCGUCGGCGCCCGUGGCCAUCAGCGCGCACCAGAGCGAGGUGGGCUGCGCGGCGCUGAGCGCGCCCGGGACGCUGCUGGCGUCGGCCUCGCGCCGCGGGACCCUGAUCCGCCUCUUCUGCACCCAGAGCCGCGCGCGGCUGCUGGAGCUGCGCCGCGGCACCGACCCCGCCACGCUCUACUGGUGCCACUGGGACUGGGACUGGGACUGGGGAACUGGGACUGGGGAACUGGGGCUGGGACCAACCCCGCCACGCUCUACUGGUGCCACUGGGACUGGGACUGGGAGUGGGACUGGGAACUGGGAGUGGGGAACUGGGACUGGGGAACUGGGACUGGGACUGGGGAACUGGGACCGACCCCGCCACGCUCUACUGGUGCCACUGGGACUGGGACUG
Messenger RNA from Lonchura striata (white-rumped munia), 1455 nucleotides. The record is from RefSeq and is a predicted model, not a curated record. NCBI's taxonomy places the organism in Eukaryota, Metazoa, Chordata, Aves, Passeriformes, Estrildidae.